Messenger RNA from Pteronotus mesoamericanus, 483 nucleotides. Its product is annotated as ribonuclease pancreatic-like. NCBI's taxonomy places the organism in Eukaryota, Metazoa, Chordata, Mammalia, Chiroptera, Mormoopidae. Bases 19 to 483 code for a protein of 154 amino acids. The record is from RefSeq and is a predicted model, not a curated record. The transcript has a single exon. Gene Ontology annotation, molecular function: RNA nuclease activity; nucleic acid binding. Gene Ontology annotation, biological process: defense response to Gram-positive bacterium.
CAGGGGACUGAGGCCACCAUGGCUCAGAAGUCUCUCAUCCUGUUCCCACUGCUAGUCCUGGUGCUGUUGGUGCUGGGGUGGGUCCAGCCUUCCCUGGGCAAGGAAUCACGGGCCAUGAAGUUUCAGCGGCAGCACAUGGACCCAGAGGGCUACCCCACCAACUCCAGCUACUGCAACCAAAUGAUGAGGCGCCGGAAAAUGACAGAGGGAAGGUGCAAGCCGGUGAACACUUUUGUGCAUGAGCCUUUGGUGGAUGUCCAGGCCAUUUGCCUCCAGGGAAACAUCACCUGCAAGAAUGGGCAGCCCAGCUGUCACAAGAACAGCUCCAGCAUGAACAUCACGGACUGUCGCCUGACGAAUGGUUCCAAGUACCCCAACUGUGCACACCGGACCAGCCAGAAAGAGAGGCAGAUCAUUGUGGCUUGUGAGGGAAACCCCUACGUGCUGGUCCACCUUGAUGCUUCAGUAGAGGUCUCCAUCUGA